Molecule: messenger RNA, 1007 nt
Organism: Populus nigra (black poplar)
Lineage: Eukaryota; Viridiplantae; Streptophyta; Magnoliopsida; Malpighiales; Salicaceae
Exons: 6
Coding region: 36-908 (290 amino acids)
Source: RefSeq, a predicted model, not a curated record
UUUCCAGUUCUAAACAGUUAAAAAAAGAGAGAAGAAUGAAGCUUUGGCUUCCAAAGUCCCAUGCAUUCAUGGCCACACCAUUGGCUUUCAGAUCAAUAAGAAGGGCUUGUUUUGCAUCUUCUGGUCUCAAAUGGGAAGGUGGGGUCUCCAUGGUUCAAGGAGCUUCUAGAGGAAUUGGCCUUGAAUUUGUUAAACAGCUUCUGGAAAAAAAUGACAAAGGGCAUGUUAUUGCUACUUGCCGAAAUCCUAAUGGGGCAACAGGACUUGUUGAUUUGAAAAAUAAGUUUGCUGAGCGCCUUAACAUUAUGCCAUUAGACCUGACCAUUGAAAGUACUAUAGAGGCAUCUGCAAAGUUCAUAAGGGAGAAAUAUGGCUCUCUGAACCUUCUGAUUAAUGCAUCAGGAAUCCUCUCAAUACCAAAUGUGUUGCAACCAGAAACAACAUUGAGCAAAGUAGAGAGGUCAUCCUUAAUGCUGGCUUAUGAGGUCAAUGCUGUGGGUCCUAUUCUAGCGAUCAAGCACAUGUGGCCUCUUCUGAAGGCUGGAGGAGGCUUUGGAACUGAAAGAGAUGUUGCAGUGGUGGCCAAUUUAAGUGCCAGAGUUGGAUCAAUUGGAGAUAAUCAUCUAGGUGGUUGGCAUUCAUAUCGAUCUUCAAAGGCUGCUCUGAAUCAGUUGACAAAAACUGUGUCGGUGGAGUUUGCGCGAAAAAGGGAUCCAAUAAUAUGCAUCCUUUUGCACCCAGGCACGGUAGACACAGAUCUCUCUAAGCCAUUUCAGAGAAAUGUCCCCGAUGGCAAGCUUUUCACGAAAGAGUUUUCAGUGCAGCAGCUCUUAAGCAUCAUUAAUAAUGCAAAGAGCCAUGAUAAUGGCAAGUUUUUUGCCUGGGAUGGCCAGGAAAUUCCUUGGUAAUUGGCUAUUGUACUGAAUUGAAGUCACUAUUUUUGUUACCACGCAACUCGUAUAUGUCCUUACUUCGUUGAUCAUAAAUUGAUUUGACUGAGUGAUCCA